Suncus etruscus (white-toothed pygmy shrew) is the source of this 3155-nucleotide messenger RNA. Its product is annotated as histone-lysine N-methyltransferase PRDM9-like. Gene Ontology annotation, biological process: regulation of transcription by RNA polymerase II. The coding region runs from base 480 to 2369 and encodes 629 amino acids. Gene Ontology annotation, cellular component: nucleus. Lineage: Eukaryota; Metazoa; Chordata; Mammalia; Eulipotyphla; Soricidae. The record is from RefSeq and is a predicted model, not a curated record. Gene Ontology annotation, molecular function: RNA polymerase II cis-regulatory region sequence-specific DNA binding; zinc ion binding; DNA-binding transcription activator activity, RNA polymerase II-specific. The transcript is spliced from 9 exons.
CCAGGACUUUGUGCUAUGGGCCUUGCUACUGCUCUUCGGGAAUAAUCCAAGCUGGAGAAGAUGCUGCCUCACCGUAUGAUGUCCUGUCCCCAGGACAUGGUGACCUUCUCCGAUGUGGCCGUGAGCUUCUCCCGACAAGAGUGGCUCUGCCUGAAAGCCUCUCAGAAGAAGCUCUACAGAGAGGUAAUGCUGGAGACCUUUGAGCACCUGCGGGCAGUAGGGUAUUGCAGGGAGAAGCCUGAGCUGAUCUCCCGGUUGGAAAGAGAAAUCCUAAAGAGGCUUCCAAGAGGCGUAUUUGCAGGUGAGUUCGCCAAUCUGCCACCAUCCUCGCCCAGAUCCACAUUUCGGGGUCCCCCGUGCUGCAAGGAUCUCCAGGGGCGGUCGAAUUUCUGUCCUUGUCGCUCUGAGCUGCUGUGUCUGCCAGGACUUUGUGCAAUGGGCCUUGCAGCUGCUCUUUGGGAAUAAUCCAGGCUUAGAAGAUGGGGCCUCACCGUCUGACGUCCUGUUCCCAGGACACUUUGACCUUCGCUGCUGUGGCUGUGAGCUUCUCCCCAGAGGAAUGGGUGUGCUUGGAUACCUCUCAGCGGAAGCUCUACAGAGACGUGAUGCUGGAGACUUAUGAGCAUCUGCAGGUAGUAGGACAUUGCAAGGUAAAGCCUGAGCUGAUCACCUGGUUGGAAGAUGGAACCCUGGAGAUGCUGCCAAGAGGCAUGUUUGCAGAUCCAAAGCCAGAAAUUCAUCCAUGUCCCUCCUGCUUUCUCACCUUCUCUAGUCAGAACUUCCUAAGUCGUCACAUGAAACGUAGUCAUCCCUCUCGUAUUCUCUCAGGAACAUCUACAAGAAAGCACCCUCAAUCAGAGAAUUUCUAUCUACGUGACCAGAACCAAUGUCAGCCACGGAAUGAUAUACUUGAAUGUCAAAAGCACAAAGAAAGUUCCGUACCUUUGUCGACAAAUUUGAGGCUUAAAAGAAUUUCAACAGCCUUUUCUAGAUUAUUUUGCAGUGAAAUAGCAAGCUCUGAUAAACAGAUGGCAUUGGAGGAAAAAACUAACCCAAGUCAGAAAGAAAAUCCAAAGGAUUCAGGUAAAGUAAUUCUAGAGAUAGGAAUGCCAAGAAUUUUAAGAGACAAGCAUGUAAGGACUGGGCAGGGCUCCACAGAUGAAUCAGAUCUCAUGGCACAACAGGGGACACACAGUGUGGAGAAGCCUUAUGUUCACAGGAAGUGUGGGCAAAGCUACAGUGUGAGGUCAUAUCUCAUGGCACACCAAAGAGAGGAUAAACCCCAUGUUAGCAGGGAGUGUGGGCAAGGCUUCAGUGUGAGGUCAAGUCUCAUCAAACACAAAAGCAAACACAAAUGGGAGAAGGCCCAUGUUUGCAGAGAGUGUGGGCGAGUCUUCAAUUAUAGGUCACAUCUCAUCAAACACCAGAGAACACACACAAGGGAGAAACCUCAUGUUUGCAAGGAGUGUGGGCGAGGCUUCAGUGAUAUAUCAAGUCUCAUCAAACACAAGAGGAUACACACAGGGGAGAAGCCCUAUGUUUGUAGAGAGUGUGGGCGAGGCUUCAGUGUGAGUGUAAAUCUCAUCACACACCAGAGGAUACACACUGGGGAGAAGCCCCAUGUUUGCAGAGACUGUGGGCGAGGUUUCAGUCAGAAGUCAAAUCUCAUCAGACACCAGAGAACACACACAGGGGAAAAGCCCCAUGUUUGCAAAGAGUGUGGGCGAGGCUUUAGUGAUAUAUCAGGUCUCAUCAAUCACAAUAGAACACACACAGGGAUAAAGCCUUAUGUUUGCAGAGAGUGUGGACGAGGCUUCAGUCAGACUUCACAUCUCAUCAGUCACCAGAGGACACACACAGGGGAGAAACCCCAUGUUUGCAGUGAGUGUGGGCGAGGCUUCAGUGAUGUAUCAAGUCUCAUCAAACACAAAAGAACACACACAGGGGAGAAGCCCCAUGUUUGCAGAGACUGUGGGCGAGGCUUUGGUGAGAGUUCACAUCUCAUCAGACACCAGAGGACACACACAGGGGAGAAGCCCCAUGUAUGCGGUGAGUGUGGGCGACGCUUCAGUGAUGUAUCAAGUCUCAUCAAACACAAGAGAACACACACCGGGGAGAAGCCCCAUGUUUGCAGAGACUGUGGGCGAGGCUUCAGUGAGAGUUCAAAUCUCAUCAAACACCAGAGGAUACACACAGGGGAAAAGCCCUAUGUUUGCAGGGAGUGUGGGCGAGGUUUCAAUCAGACAUCACAACUCAUCAGACAUCAGAGGAUACACACAGGGGAGAAACCGUAUGUUUGCAGGGAGUGUGGGCGGGGCUUCAGUGAUGUGUCAAAUUUCAUCAAACACAAGAGGACACACACAGGGUAGAGGCCCAUGUUUGUUGAGUGUGUGGGCGAGUUUUCACUGUGAGUUCAUAUCUCAUCAGACAGCAGAGGACACAGAGAAGUCCAAUUUUUAUAGAGAAUGUGGUCGAGGCUCCAGCAUGAGUUCAAAUCUCCUGGCACACCAGAGAACACACAGGCAAGGCCCUACGUUUACAAGGAGUGUAUGUGAGGCUUCAGUUAUAUGUCAAGUCUCAUCAGUCACGAGAGGACACUUGGAAGAAGCCAUUUUGCAGUGUUUGGGCAAGGUUUCAGUAGAGGUAACAUCUCUUUAGAAACCAGAGGACACACUGGACAACCCCAAUGUUUGAAGUGGAUGAGGCUUCAGUGAUAUGUCACAUCUCAUCAGACACAGGAUACACAUGAGAGAGAAGCCCUAUUUUUGUGUUGAGUGUGGGCAAGUUCCAUCAGGUUUCACAUCAAACACAAGUGGAUACACUUGGAGGAAUCCCUGAGUUUGAGGGACCGUGGGUGAGGAUUCAGCACAAGUUCAAGUCUCAGAAGACAUCAGAAGACAUGGGGGAAGACUUAUCUUUGUAGGAAGUGUCCACGAGGCUUCCGUUGGAGGUGACAUUAAAUGAGACACUAGAAGAAACACAAUUUUGGAGCUCUGUGUUUGAAGCAGAGGUGACUAAAGAACAGUAAAUAACAUUGAAGCAUCCACAGACAACAAAUGCAGCCAACAAAACUCAUACCCGAGGCAGUGGCCAGAGAAAUGUGCUAUUAUCUAGCUAUUUUUUUCUGUUCACUAAUAAACAUUGUCUUGAUAGAA